AGUAGCUGGAUCUGUGCUCAACGCGGAUGCGAAUGCGGAGGAUAAGCGUCGCGACGCCAGUCAGUGCCCGCCGUACCUCCGUUGGACUCUGUUCCUAGAGGCCCGUCGCGAUGCCAUGUGGACCAACGCGAAACGAAACAAUUCCAUUUUGAAACUAUUUUAAUCUCGUCACACAUUUCACGGACUAAUAAAUACAAUACAACUCGACCAAAGAACAAUUGAUCCUCAAGUCGGUCUUCGGCUGUGCUGCUGCUGCUGCGUUCAUUUAAAUAUAGUUACUUAGUUCGUACCUUCACACAUAUUAUAUUUAUAGUUCGCGCUCUUGUGCCAGGAUUUUAAUGGAGUGAUAUAUAAGUGUGUCUGCAUGUAAACGUGUGCUUAUCCCUAAUGAUAUCUAGACGACAAUGUACCUCUUCGUUUCUUUCAUGGUUUGCCUUAUUUUGCGUGCUGCGCGUAGCAGUCUCACAUCCAAAGACAGGUGAUGGAGGUGGCCGCGAGGUGACCACUGUGUUCCCUGAGAUGCCCCAGGGCGACAUGAAUGCUCCAAGGCAGAUGCUCAGCCCUCAAGAUCCUUGUCAUGCUUUCGUGGACGUCGACCUGGAAAAACAGGAGUUCUUCAGUCCUGCAUAUCCGGCCCAGAUCUAUCCAAAUCACACCGAUUGCGUUCUAGUACUCGAAGCUCCCGAGGGCCACCUGAUAAAACUGGAUUUUCGGGAUUGGUUCGAACUGGAGCCCAGUCAGGAUUGCAGGAACGAUUACCUGGAGGUUCGGGAUGGCGCUCACGGCUACAACAAUCUGAUGAUGCAACCCUUUUGCGGUUUCGAUUUUCCGCCGAUGCUCACGUCCUCAGACCGUCAUCUCUGGAUUCAUUUCCGGUCAGACGAGAACAUCGAGUACAGAGGAUUCAAAGCCGUCUACGAAUUCGUACCCAGACCUACAUCAUCAUCAACUCCGCCUGAGGUAAGACCUUGCAUCAUUCCAGUUGGUGGAGACGAAGGAUUCCCAAAAAAGUCCGACAUAAGCAACGAGACAUUGGCAUUCAACGAGAGGUAUAAACUUCCGAUUGACUGCAUUUGGGUGAUCACCGUCAAGGAAGGAUGGAGGAUCCAGUUGUCCUUCAAGUUGUUCUCAUUGGCAAGACCUAAUGACUGCGACAGCAACUUCGUGGACGUCUUCUCGGAUAGGACAGAUAUACCAUCCAGGGACAAGAACUUCUGCGGAUCCAUCGCGGACACAGUCAGCUCUAAAAAUAACAUAAUGUUCAUUAGGUUCUUCGCAGAGCCAAGGGCCAGCGCCAAAUCCACGUUCGAGGCCCUUUUCACGGCAUACCGAGAGAACGAUAAAUCCAAUUCCGAAUGUGCAGCAGAUGAGUUCAACUGCGAGGAUGCCACCUGCAUUUCCAUCGAUCUCAAGUGUAACGGCCGCUUUAAUUGCCGGUUCCGAUGGGACGAAGACGACUGUGAUGGAGGACUUAUGAACAACAAAGCGAUGCCGCUCAGUGAGAACCACAUCAUCAUCAUCAUGGUGAUAUUUUCCCUCAUCUUAUCCGGCAUGUGCUGUACGUUCCUCUUCAAUUGUAUCAAGAAACUUGUCAGGGACCACCGAACAAUACAGGAAUACGUUAGGGAGAGCCGCGAGCAGGAACUGAAUCAACUGGGAAAGCAGCAGGAGCACAUGGAGCAGAAGAACAAAACGAAGGUAUCGAUUCGGUCCCGAUCCAGCAGCACGCAUUCUUCGGAUUCUAACCAUUUCGCCACAUCCAACGCUCUCACGAAUACCUCGUGCUAUGUGCCGGGUGGUGAGCUGCUACCUAUCCUCAUCCGUAACGAACACUCCAUCAAUGGUGAUGUCUACAACCAGAGAGGAUUCGAGGUGGAGGUGCAAACACCCGAGAUGUGCGACAGCGCUUGUCAGACACGGGAAUCACUCUUCUCCAACAACUCGGAACACAGCACACCGAGUCACAGCAUCACCUCCAAACCUAGUCCUCCGGCACCCUUCAGCACAUUCGGCUACAAGAAGGAGACCAAGUUCCGUGCGGAAGCCAAGAUCGAGAUGGACGAGGAGAUGCGACGUCCGUACAGUGUGCAAACCACAAAGUCUGCACCGGAUGUCAUAGUAACCCACUGACAUUUACCGAAGGCCGAGUGGGAGCCGUACAAACGGCGAGAACCUCGGCAGUUCUUGAGAACUCUCUCGAAAACGUUGGACGACAGAACGGAGAUCGAACAAACGACCCAAACCUGCGACAGCGAAUUUCACACGUGAUAAUUCUGCCGAUAAAACCAAAAAGACAAUCGCGCAAAACGUAAACAUACCCAUUACAUUUCUUAUUCCUCCAAGUUGCUCACGAUACAAUACAUAUUUUUAUAU
Nicrophorus vespilloides is the source of this 2373-nucleotide messenger RNA. RefSeq names its product neuropilin and tolloid-like protein 2 (gene Neto). The transcript is spliced from 10 exons. NCBI's taxonomy places the organism in Eukaryota, Metazoa, Arthropoda, Insecta, Coleoptera, Silphidae. The coding region runs from base 388 to 2130 and encodes 580 amino acids. Gene Ontology annotation, molecular function: protein binding. The record is from RefSeq and is a predicted model, not a curated record.